Heteronotia binoei (common prickly gecko) is the source of this 1852-nucleotide messenger RNA. RefSeq names its product actin like 6A (gene ACTL6A). Gene Ontology annotation, biological process: regulation of transcription by RNA polymerase II; nervous system development. The coding region runs from base 104 to 1393 and encodes 429 amino acids. Gene Ontology annotation, cellular component: SWI/SNF complex; NuA4 histone acetyltransferase complex. Gene Ontology annotation, molecular function: chromatin binding. The record is from RefSeq and is a predicted model, not a curated record. Lineage: Eukaryota; Metazoa; Chordata; Lepidosauria; Squamata; Gekkonidae. The transcript is spliced from 14 exons.
GAGUGGACGAGGUCGGGUUGAGUGAGCGAGUCGGACGCGGGGAGCUUUUGUUGGCGCCGGCGGAGGAGGCGGCAGCGGAGGCAGGGAAGGAGCCAAGCUGGCCAUGAGCGGCGGCGUGUACGGAGGGGAUGAAGUCGGCGCUCUCGUAUUUGAUAUUGGCUCCUAUACCGUUCGGGCUGGCUAUGCCGGGGAGGACUGUCCAAAGGUUGAUUUUCCCACCGCCAUCGGUGUGGUCCUGGACCGGGAUGAUGGCAGCUCCAUGAUGGAGAUCGACGGUGACAAAAACAAGCAAGGGGGGCCAACGUACUACAUAGACACAAAUGCAUUGCGAGUCCCGAGGGAGAACAUGGAGGCCACGUUGCCUUUGAAAAAUGGGAUGAUUGAAGACUGGGAUAGCUUCCAAGCAAUUCUGGAUCACACCUACAAGAUGCAUAUUAAAUCUGAAGCGUCUCUGCAUCCUGUCCUAAUGUCUGAAGCACCUUGGAAUACCAGAGCCAAGCGCGAGAAGCUGACGGAACUGAUGUUUGAACAUUACAAUAUCCCUGCUUUCUUCUUGUGCAAAACGGCGGUCCUUACAGCCUUUGCUAAUGGCAGAUCAACUGGACUGAUCUUGGAUAGUGGAGCAACACACACCACCGCCAUUCCUGUGCACGAUGGAUAUGUGCUCCAGCAAGGCAUUGUGAAAUCGCCCUUGGCUGGAGACUUCAUCACGAUGCAGUGCAGGGAGCUGUUUCAGGAGAUGAAUGUAGAGAUAAUCCCUCCAUACAUGAUUGCCUCAAAGGAGGCCGUUCGUGAGGGAUCUCCAGCGAAUUGGAAGAGAAAAGAGAAACUGCCUCAGGUCACGAGGUCUUGGCACAACUACAUGUGCAACUGUGUAAUUCAGGACUUUCAAGCUUCUGUCCUCCAAGUGUCUGAUUCAACCUACGAUGAACAGGUGGCAGCUCAGAUGCCAACGGUGCAUUACGAAUUCCCCAACGGCUACAACUGUGACUUUGGAGCAGAGCGGCUAAAGAUUCCCGAAGGCUUGUUCGACCCUUCCAAUGUAAAGGGUUUAUCUGGCAACACAAUGCUCGGGGUUAGCCACGUGGUCACCACCAGCGUCGGAAUGUGCGAUAUAGACAUCAGACCCGGCCUCUACGGCAGUGUGAUCGUAGCAGGAGGCAACACGCUAUUACAGAGCUUUACAGAUCGGCUGAACAGGGAACUCUCUCAAAAAACACCUCCAAGCAUGCGGCUGAAGUUGAUAGCCAACAACACAACUGUGGAGCGGCGGUUUAGUUCCUGGAUCGGUGGCUCCAUUUUGGCUUCUCUGGGUACUUUCCAGCAGAUGUGGAUCUCCAAGCAAGAAUACGAAGAAGGGGGGAAGCAGUGCGUGGAGAGGAAAUGCCCAUAAACCUCAUUUUAUAUAUAUAUAUAUAAAAAACCCGGCUGCCUUCCCAGCAUUCCUAAUAUUUGAUAGCUUUAGUAUGCUCAGGAAUUGAAAUCUGUUGUUCUUUUGUAGGAAAAAUAUUACCUUUGUUUGUUUUUUUGGUGCAUCAUUCUACAGUUUCCACCAUUCGGCGUUAAUUUGAAAGGCCAAACCUGGUUCCCUUAUGGCGAGAGGAUGCCCACACCCUCUGUUAAGGCAAUAACUCUUAAUACAAACCUUUUUUUAAGUAGGGCUUUUUUUGUAUAAAUAUCUAUUUUCUGCAGAAUCUCUUUUCCUGGAAACUGACUAAGCUAUAAAAAAAAACCUGUGGAUGUAAUUUCUUGCUGAUGCCUUUCCAUGUAUUUUCUAAGAAAUGCGUCUACUUUUUGCAAACUAGUCUUCCUUGUGAUGUUGGCCUUAAUAAAAGUCCUCUAGUUUGUCUUA